This is a messenger RNA of Phragmites australis (common reed), 1737 nucleotides long. Its product is annotated as PHAF1 protein At3g51130. The record is from RefSeq and is a predicted model, not a curated record. Bases 147 to 1448 code for a protein of 433 amino acids. The transcript is spliced from 16 exons. NCBI's taxonomy places the organism in Eukaryota, Viridiplantae, Streptophyta, Magnoliopsida, Poales, Poaceae.
CGCGCUUCCACUCCCGUGUUAGUUUCUCGUUAAGCCGCGACGAGAGAGGGAGGAGUAGACGCAAUCCCAUCGCAUCGAGCCCAGCAGCGCGAGAGGAAUAACCCUCCCGGCGAGAGGAGGAAGAAGAGAUCGAGGUGGGUCCCACGAUGCAGGCGCAGAGGUCCCCGGCGAUGGUGGGGGGAGGCGGCGGGUCUGCGGCGGCAACGACGACGCCGAUGGGGAUGCCGUCCCCGGCGACGGUGCCGGUGAGGCGGCGGUGCGAGGGUACGGCCAUGGGGGCCAUCACCCUCGACCUCCGCCCCGGCCUCGGCGUCGGCCCCUUCACUCUCGGGAUGCCGAUUUCUGAUGCGUUUGCGCAGAUCGAGCACCAGCCCAACAUCUACGACGUUGUCCACGUGAAGUACUUUGACGAGGAACCUUUGAAGUUGGAUUUUGUAAUAAGCUUUCCGGACCAUGGGUUUCACCUACGCUUCGAUCCUUGGUCACAGAGGCUCCGUCUCAUAGAGAUUUAUGAUGUUAAGAGACUGCAAUUGCGAUAUGCAACAUCUUUAAUUGGCGGUCCGUCAACAUUAGCCACCUUUGCGGCUGUUUAUGCACUAUUUGGACCAACUUUCCCUGGUAUAUAUGACAAAGAGAGAGGCAUUUAUACGCUGUUCUACCCUGGCUUAUCCUUUGCAUUCCCUAUCCCCAGCCAAUAUACAAAUCUCUUCACCAAUGGGGAAGCAGUGGCAGACUUGCCUUUGGAGUUUCCAGAUGGAACGACCCCUGUUACUUGCCGGGUUUCUAUAUAUGAUAGCUCGACAGACAGCAAGGUUGGGGUUGGAUCAUUGAUGGACAAAGCAGCUGUACCUGCAUUGCCUGCUGGCAGCCUGUAUAUGGAGGAAGUGCACGCAAAGCUUGGCGAAGAGCUUUGGUUCACAAUAGGGGGCCAACAUAUUCCUUUUGGUGCAUCACCACAGGAUGUUUGGACUGACAUGGGUCGUCCGUGUGGUAUCCAUCAGAAGCAGGUUGACCAAAUGGUAAUACACUCUGCAUCAGACCCCCGCCCUCGGACAACCCUUUGUGGGGAUUACUUCUACAACUACUUCUCCCGUGGAAUUGAUAUCUUAUUUGAUGGACAAACACAUAGGAUAAAGAAGUUUGUUUUGCAUACAAACUUCCCUGGUCAUUCAGAUUUCAAUUCAUAUAAGAAAUGCAACUUUGUUAUAUAUGAUGCCGAAGCUGAAGGUACAUAUCAGCCUGGUAAUGUCUCCAAGAAUUGCAUAACACCUCGUACAAAAUGGGAACAAGUGAAGGAGAUCCUCGGUGAUUGUGGUCGAGCUGCAAUCCAGACACAAGGCUCCAUGAAUAAUCCAUUCGGAUCGACUUUUGUAUAUGGAUAUCAGAAUAUUGCUUUUGAGGUGAUGAAAAAUGGAUAUAUUGCAACUGUCACUCUCUUCCAAUCAUGAGUGUGCUACUUGUGGUGCUGCUCUGAAUUCUGACUGCAUUAAUGGUUGGACAAGGCUGGUUAACCUACACUUCUCCAUAAUGGAACCUUCAGAAAUAAGUUGUUGGCUUUUGGCAUGGAAUGCAGCUGCGCAGUCAGUAUGGAUCAGCAUCACAAAGUGUAAUUAUUCUGUAGAUGCCACUCAUUGUACAGGAACUAACUGUAUUCAGCGACCUUACCUUCUGUACAUAAAUGAUCUUUAUUUGUUGAAAAAAGAAAUGUGCAUGCCACACCAGUACUGUUUAAAUCAA